CACUUACCAAGACAUUGCUUCGAAUUUUCCUCUUAAUUUCUCUUUGGAAAAACAAAAUACCCGGAAAAUGAACCCGACCCGGACGGACAGUUUUAGCUUGAUUCGGACUCUCUGUAAACCGACCCAUCACCCGCUUCUCUACCUCCGAGUCGCCUUCUUGUUUGUUCCCACCUGAGAAAGAUCGUGUUUUAGUGAAAGGUUAAGCUUUUUUUUGUUGUUUUGUUUAUUUUGUAAAACCCAGAAUGUCGCCGUUUCAAUUGAAGAAGAACAUCCUUAGUUUAACAGAAGAUUUGCUCUUUCGGAUCUACGAGAUUCUUGUCUCCGAGUCGGAUCGGAAAUCGUUUAGGCUCGUCUGCCGAGAGUUCCAUCGAAUCGACUCGUUGACUCGGAAGCAUCUCCGAGUACUUCGGAUCGAGUUCUUGCCGAUUCUUCUCCAUAAGUACCCUCGAUUGCAAUCUCUCGACCUCUCCGUUUGUCCCCGCAUUGAAGACGAGGUGGUUUCCUUGCUCUUAUCUCGGGUUGGAACGGGUUCGAUUUCUCUGAGUUUGGGUAAUUGGACUCGGGGUUUGAAGAGUCUGGUCCUGAGCCGAGCGACUGGGUUGAGGUUCUCGGGUUUGGAGAUGUUGGCACGUGCUUGUCCGUGUUUGGAGAGCGUUGACGUCUCGUAUUGUUGUGGGUUCGGAGACAGGGAAGCCGCUGCUUUAUCGUCCGCCGUUGGAUUGAGGGAGUUGAACAUGGAUAAGUGCUUGCAACUCACCGAUGUCGGAUUGGCGAAGAUCGCUAUCGGGUGUUCGAAGUUACAAAAAUUGAGCUUGAAGUGGUGUAUGGAGAUAACUGAUCUUGGUGUUGAUCUUUUGUGUAAGAAAUGCUUUGAUUUGAAGUAUCUUGAUGUCUCUUAUCUCAAGGUUACAAAUGAAUCACUUCAUUCUAUUGCUUCUCUGCUGAAACUGGAGGUUUUGGGUUUAAUGGCGUGUCCUUUAAUCGAUGAUGUCGGAUUACAGUUUAUUGAGCACGGGUGCCCUUUAUUAAAGGUCAUUGAUGUAUCCAGGUGCGAAGGUCUGAGUUCGUCUAGUUUAAUCUUUGUCGUUAGAGGUCAUGGUAAUCUUCUGGAGCUAAAUGCAGGUUACUGUCUUUCUGAGCUUUCUACAGCCCUUUUGCAUCAGAUAAAGAACUUAAAGCGCCUUGAAGUGAUUAGAAUCGAUGGGGCUAGAAUUUCCCAGUCUAGUUUCCAAGUAAUUAGCGCCAACUGCAAGUCAUUGGUAGAGAUCGGGCUUAGCAAAUGUGUGGGGGUGACUAACAUGGGUGUAAUGAAACUUGUAUCUGGCUGCAUUAAUUUAAGAGUUCUAAAUCUAACCUGCUGCCGUUCGGUUACUGAUGCUGCAAUUUCUGCUAUAGCUGACUCAUGCAGAAACCUUGUAUGCCUCAAGCUAGAGUCUUGUAAUAUGAUUACCGAGAAGGGUCUUUGUCAGCUCGGAUCCUUUUGCUUGCUACUGGAGGAAAUUGAUCUAACGGAUUGUUGUGGUGUAAAUGACAAAGGAUUGGAAUACUUAUCUAGAUGUUCUGAACUAUCAUGCUUGAAACUGGGGCUUUGCACAAACAUAUCGGAUAAAGGACUUUACUAUAUCGGUUCUAACUGUAAAAAGAUUCAUGAACUAGAUCUAUACCGGUGUACCGCUAUCAGUGAUGAUGGCUUAGAUGCUAUAUCCAGUGGUUGCAAGAAGUUGAGGAAACUCAACUUGUCAUACUGCAAUGAAGUUUCUGACAGAGGGCUAGGUUAUCUCGGUUGUCUAAAGGAACUUUCUGAUCUGGAAAUGCGGGCACUUCAUAAAAUAACAGGUGUGGGUUUGGAAGCACUUGUAGCUGGAUGUAAGAGACUGGCAGAUCUGGAUAUUAAACAUUGCGAGAAAGUUGAUGAUUCGGGCUUUUGGGCACUUGCCUACUACUCAAGGAAUCUUCGACAGAUAAAUUUGAGCUACUGUGCCAUUUCUGAUAUGGCAUUGUGCAUGGUGAUGGGGAACUUGAGCCGGCUGCAGGAGGCGAAGGUUGUGCACCUCCACAAUGUCACGGUUAAAGGGUUCGAACUUGCACUUAGAGCCUGCUGUGUACGGGUAAAAAAGAUCAAGCUGUGUGCCCUUCUACGAUUCACACUGUCAUCGGAGAUCAUUGAAAUCCUGCAUGCCAGAGGUUGCAUCAUAAGAUGGGAUUAGUAGAUGUCUACAUCUUGGAAGUUCAUCAGGAUAAUAAUAAAUGA
This is a messenger RNA of Hibiscus syriacus, 2251 nucleotides long. RefSeq names its product F-box/LRR-repeat protein 3. Gene Ontology annotation, biological process: SCF-dependent proteasomal ubiquitin-dependent protein catabolic process. The record is from RefSeq and is a predicted model, not a curated record. Gene Ontology annotation, cellular component: SCF ubiquitin ligase complex. The transcript is spliced from 7 exons. The coding region runs from base 243 to 2207 and encodes 654 amino acids. Gene Ontology annotation, molecular function: protein binding. NCBI's taxonomy places the organism in Eukaryota, Viridiplantae, Streptophyta, Magnoliopsida, Malvales, Malvaceae.